AUGCCUUCCGAGUCCGAUGCGCACCAACCCCAGAUGUCACAACGGCAAAAGACGAUGGGCGAUGAUAUGGCGCAAAUGCAUCGCCUUUCUCCCCCGUCUGUAAUGGCUUUGGCUCGCUAUCGGCAGGAUGUUGAGGAGGAGAUUUGCGAGACCGCGCUGGGCAGGCCUGCUUUCUCUGCUUGGAGACUCCACUCCAAGGACAGUACGCUCUUCCCAUACCAUGCCUACGACCAACAAGACCCCGCCGAAUUACUCGAUACACUGGACUUUCUACGAACCCAAACAACCGAAAACCAAGACAUAUACCAGAGACUGGUGGAGACAAGUUGCCAGCAGCUAGGCAGGUGGAAGAGAUGGCUGCCAUAUUACGGAACAACCGACGUGAUAGAAGUCAAGUUUCGGUUUGUCCGCCCCGCUGACUUGGAUGGGCAUUAUGCCAUUCAUAUGAAUAUUAUCAACAUCGAAGAGACGCGGGAAAAGUGUAACAUAGCCAUACUGAGGCAUCCCAGUCAAUGGGGAGAGCCAUGCAUCAGGCUCGCUGCAAAGGAAGCAGAACAACGGCACAAACUCCUUGAUGACAUCCAGUACCUAAAGAAGUGUGCUCGCGAUCCAGCGAGCGCCAACGGGUUACGAACGCUGGAGGGAAUGGCACAAGAAAGUUGUAUCUAUGAUGUCAAGUAUGAGUAG
Fusarium oxysporum Fo47 is the source of this 687-nucleotide messenger RNA. RefSeq lists its product as uncharacterized. The record is from RefSeq and is a predicted model, not a curated record. The transcript has 7 exons. The coding region runs from base 1 to 687 and encodes 228 amino acids. NCBI's taxonomy places the organism in Eukaryota, Fungi, Ascomycota, Sordariomycetes, Hypocreales, Nectriaceae.